AUGGACCCGCCUGCAUUCGCGUCUCUCGCGCACGUACGAAUAAUCCUUCUGCCUGUUGGUAACAUUCGCCGGUCGACUUUUGACCAGUGGGCAUCGGAAGUCAGAAGCAUUGAAAGUAUACCUCUUGGUGAUAUACCGGCGGAGUCGAAGGAUGAAAGAGCGCGGUUCAUGCCGAGCCCUCUCGCUAGCGGCCAUGUUCACCUGAGUUACCAAUCCCAUCCUCCUGCUGCGGCCCACAAUGCCCUCGCUUUAUUUCGGCCGUCAGACUUCCCACUGGGUCUUGUUGGUAUUGCCUCAUGCUCGCAUGCCGACUCUUUACCCACAAUCCAGGCAUCGUUCAAGUCUGCUGUUAAGGAUAUGUCGCUGCACAAGGCAGCCUUCCCAGUUUCUCAGAACUGCUUCGUCUUCGAGGAACACGACGCGAACCUGGAUCUUGGAGAUAAAUUCCCAGGCCUUGUAGUCAUCCCAAGCAUGAUGGCCAACAAGCAUGUGCAUAUCAGUACGUUACUUGCUGGGUUGUGCUCCCAUAUCCUCGGGGACUUUGCAACAGUGAUGCAAUCACUAGAGAGUCCGCUUGGGAAUGAAUAUCUCAACGCUUCCUUGUUUCCCUCCCUUCCGUCAGCGUCAGAAAUGCCGCGGUCCCUAGACCCAGAGAUACCCCAACGAGACUCUCUACCUCCGUUGCCGUCGUAUAACAGUCAGCCGGAUCUGAGCACAAAUGGCUCCGCAAGAUCCAAGACACCUGCAGCUUCGAAGCGAAUGUCUACUGGCCCCGGGCUCGUCCCAAGCCGGACUGCGAGUCUGCCCACUACUCCAGUGACGGCGAAGAAGCGUCCCAACCUACUUGGAGCGGCUUCGUCGCACGGGAGGCUCUUCAAGGUGCUUGCAGACUUGUUUUUACUCGCAGGAAGGCAUGCGGACUCACAAAUAUGGUAUUCGGAAGCGAUUGCCCUCUUCAAGGGGUCACCCCACGACACAUCCUGGCAUGCAGCGGCUCUGGAGGGACUGGCUACCAUCCCCGUCAUUGAAGCCUGGUCAUCUGGCAGUGCAACGGCAAACGGCGCAGACGAAAAGGAACCGUGGCAGGACAUUGUAGACAAGCUCACCCAGGCGACUGCUCUCUACCACAAGAGUACGCCUAACUCCGAACACGAACGGACAUAUCCUCUGCUGGCUUAUCUUUAUUCGCAAUCUGUCAUCCGGCAUACAUCUCUACUCUUCGCUGUGUGGUCUGCUAAGGGGUGGGGCCCUCACGCCUUCGGGAAAUUGAUUCAGCCCGGAACAACUCCCUACUUGCCUUCCAGUACAGCAUCAUCAAGUACAGAUCAUAACGGUGUCACCAUAACCGUGGUGAACGGUCGUACGAAGGCAUCUUACGCUGAACUGGAACGCCUCACUACCAUCACUGGGAUCACUCGCACACAGAUCGCGACAACACUCUCCCAGGUACACGGCCCCUGGCUGCUCCACCUCGCUGCUCGAGAACGCAUAGGUAUAUUGCAGACAGUCGCGGGCAUGUUUGGUGCCCUAGGCUAUCUUCGCAAAGAGGCUUAUAUCCUUCGAGAGCUGCUGGGUUCCAUCAUGGAUCUCAUUGUAUGCGGCCGAGAAGAGAGCGGCGGGGCGCGUCCGAACGGGGCCGGGCUUGGGAUUCGAGGAGCACCCGUGGGCAACGCUUCUACUACAGCCGGGACCGUCGGGGUGCGAGAGAAUCCAAGAUUGGAGGGGAACGAGAGCAUGCUACGGAUCAUCAAGCACAUUUGUAGGGUCCAUGGCGUCGACAUCGAGAGCGUCAAGCUCGUAGACAUCGGUGCUAUUGCGGCGACAUCCAACGGCGACGCUGCUGAUGACGCUGAGGAGGAAGACUUGGAUGACUCGCCUCAAGAUCCCUUCGGGUGGCCCGAGCUGCAGAUUGGUAUCAUCCGGGAAGCCAUCGCCGUCGCUGAGGCUCUGCCAGACUACCCCUCCGUGGCCCAGUUCUCGUUGUCUUCUCUCAAGUCACUGCAUCCGGUCAUGAGUCACAGCGACCAAGUCCAUCUGUACCAUACUGCGACGCGGGCGCUGACGACGGCAAUUCGAAGAGGAGACAGGCGGACGGUGGAAUAUUGGGCUGGCAAGCCCAUCGUCAGUAUUGAAGUGCUGUCACUACCUCUCAUCCGCCUACCCAUCGAGAAGCCGUUGUCGCUCCUCGCCAAGGCGAAUGACCAGUCUGGCGUCGAUACCAUCCUCACAGGCGUCAAGGACCCCUUUCUCUACAACCCGCGCAAAGUUGCGUCAGGACAGACGCAAAGUAUUCUGGUGCAGAAUGAGAGAUUCGAGGUUGUGAUGACUCUCAGGAACCCAUUCGUAUUUGACUUACAGCUAGAGAGCCUUGCUCUCAGUACCUCUGGCGUGCGCAUCGAGUCGGAGGCAAUGCCCAUCACCAUUCCAGCAAACACCUACCAUCCAGUAACGAUGACUGGCAAAGCAGCUGAACCCGGCACCCUGACAAUCAGAGGGUGUGUUGUCCAAGCACCCGGAGGCCUUCCCCGGGAAUAUAUCCUCCCUCUGUCGACUGAGGAGGAAGAGGAGACGCGGUCACGUCGACGCAGCGCCAUCGAGUCCGAGGUCGGUCGGGCGAAAUACGCAGGGCUCGAGUCCCGUCCUUGGAAAAGGAUGAGCAAACGGGACAGCAAACAAGUUUCCAAGAAGCAGCCUCUCCGUUUCUUGGAGUGUAAGGUCGUCCCGGAGCAGCCUCUGCUGCGAAUAAGACGGACAUCACUCACACAUGCAGCGGUGAUGUUGUACAACGGCGAAACGUCAACGAUUCGUCUCACCCUGGAGAACGUCUCGUCCCUCACCAUUGACUUCGUCCGCAUCACGUUCGACGACUCAACAAUUGCUCCAGCCCAACAAAUUCUCGCCGAGGGGGAGUUGUCCGUCUUCGAGACAUACGAGACGGAGUAUGAUCUCAUCCACAGACCUGUAUUCACAUGGGAUGCUGGGCGGGAGGCUUCUCGGGUUGACCCUGGCGAGAAGGCCAGCGUGGCCGUCAAGUGCUUCGGUAAGGUGGGAUGUACGAGUGGUGCCAUUCAUGUCUCGUACGCGUAUAUCAACCGGCAUCACGAGACGCUGAAGGAGAAACCGCCAGACGUCUUCCACACAAGACAGCUCUCAUACCCAGUCGUUGUGACUGUCUACCACAUGCUGGAGUGCCAUUCCAUGGACAUCUCUCCAUAUUCUCGGAUCACCGCAUUUGCAUCGACAACCGAAGAGGACGACGACUCACCGGCCGGCAAGGCUCGGAGAGCACUUUUUGAUGUUGAGGAUGUGGCGGACUGGUGCCUUUUCUCUGUCGAUGUGCGGAAUACGUACGGGUCGCCCUUUGAGGUGACGUUCGAGCGGAGAAUGCAUAAUCACCGUGCCAUGACCACAGCCCAUAUGACAACGACUGUCCUCGUACCACCUGGCUCAACGACGCGUAUCGUACUCCCAAUUAGGAAAAUCCUCCUCACUGAGGAACAGACAUCAAAACCGAUACCUACGCUGUCGGACAGGCAGUUCGUCGUCGUGAAGUCCAAUCUUUCCUCUGCUGAGGAGAAAGCUCAGCGUGAGCUGUUCUGGUACCGUGAAGAGCUCUUCAAGACGGUACAAGGACGAUGGCGAGAGACCGGUGGUAUGCGUUCGGGCGAGCUGUCAUUACGGCAACAACGUAUGACGCAGCCAAUGCUUGAGGCACUGCGCACAGAAACGGCAAGGGUGCAGAUGUCGCUCGUUCGCUACGAGGACGAAGUUGCGAUGCCUGUAGACGUGGACCCAUCAGGAUCAAAGUACCUUCCUCCGCCAAACGAGUUCGUCUACAUGAGGACGAAGGUGACGAAUCUUGCGCCCGCAGAACUAGUACUCGUCGCCAACCUUGCCUUGGAGCCUGCGCAGCAUACUAUAUACCAAGGAGUUCUGACAGGCAUCCCCAUGGGGCGCUUGGCACCGGGGGAAUCGUACGAGACGGAGCUGCCGGUCGCAUUCCUGUCUCGUGGACGGUUCGACGUAUCUGCAGAGAUUCGCGCACUCAAUGUCUCCGACACCACGAGUCCUGUAGGUCGUGGAGAUCUGAGGGCCGUGGUUGAGGCCGACUUCUCAUAA
This is a messenger RNA of Rhodofomes roseus, 4119 nucleotides long. RefSeq names its product TRAPP II complex. The coding region runs from base 1 to 4119 and encodes 1372 amino acids. The transcript has 15 exons. Gene Ontology annotation, cellular component: trans-Golgi network. Lineage: Eukaryota; Fungi; Basidiomycota; Agaricomycetes; Polyporales; Fomitopsidaceae. The record is from RefSeq and is a predicted model, not a curated record.